Tetrahymena thermophila SB210 is the source of this 9699-nucleotide messenger RNA. RefSeq names its product MORN repeat protein, putative. Lineage: Eukaryota; Ciliophora; Oligohymenophorea; Hymenostomatida; Tetrahymenidae. The transcript is spliced from 9 exons. The record is from RefSeq and is a predicted model, not a curated record.
AUGAAAGAAUAAGAAAGUGGGAAUUUAGAAAAAAGAAUCAAGCUCAUUGAAUAUAGAAAUGGUAUAUACUAAGGUAUGAUACACCCUAAUGAGGAUAGAACUAAUUUAGGUAUAUACACAUGGGAUAGUGGUGAAGUUUAUUUUGGAGAAUGGAAGCAUGAUAUGUUAGAUGGAGAAGGUAUUCUCUUCUUUCCAUUUGGAGGUUUUAUCCAUGGAUUCUUUAUGAAAAAUAAGCUAAAUGGAGCUGCAUUUUUCAAAUUUUCAAAUGGAGAUAUUUAUGAAGGCUUCUGGAGAAAUGGUAAAUUAGAAGGCAAUUGUUACAAAUAUUUUUGUGACGAAGAGAGAUGGAUUCUCUCUGAUUAUAAGAAUGGCGAAUUCAAAAAAAUAAUUUCAAAAGGCGAUGGUCAACCUCCUUCAUAUGUAUUUAACUACAUAACUUCAACUUCAGAUAUAGCAGUUAAGCACCAAGACGACACAUUCUAAUAAGAUGGUCUUAAAAUAGAAGCUAUUAAUUUUAACGAUGGAGGAUAGUAUUUAGGAUUAAUUAAAAAUAGCAUGCCAACAAGUUUAGGUAUCUUUAAAUAUUCUGAUGGCAAAUACGACGUUGGAUACUAUAAAGAUGGCAGUCUUGAUGGAUUAGGAAGAUUGAAUUUGCAUAAUGGAGAUGUUUUUGAUGGAUUUUUAUAGAAAGGAUUAUUCAAUGGUAUUGGUGUUUUCUUUUAAAAAUAAAGCUGCUCAUGGAUAUAUGGAAACUUUGAAAACAAUAAAUGUGUCAAUAUUCUUAAAAAAGGAUAGGGAGCUUUUCCAAUUGAAAUAAUAGAAAAAUUCAGAUCUGAGAAUCAUAGAAAAGCUAAAAAAUAUAUUGACAAGAUUACUCCUUUAGACGUUUAUUUUGCUCCUAUGUACAAUCACAUCCCAAUAGGUCCUGAAAAGCAUAAUUUUUACUUAGAUUUAAGUAUUACUAACCAAGCAAAUCUUUCUAAUAAUGGUGGAUCUUAAUAAAAAAUACCUGAGUAAUUACCUAUGAAAAAGGUUUUGCCUAAAGAUCUCACUUCAUCUGACUACCAAUCACCUCCUUAGAAAAGAAGUUAAUCAAAAGGUAAAACUUAGUAAGUUCCUUUGAAAACUCCUUCUGUUUCAUCAUCAUUAGUGAGUUCAGCAAAUAGAUAAGAUAACUAAAACCUCAAAAAAGAUAGAUAAUCAAGCAAAUCAAUAGGUAAAUCACAAACUAUGCAAGCUUAGUAAUAAAACCCUAAAAUAUUCGUCUCUUAAUCAUCAUAGGGAUAAGAUUUAAAGUAGUCAUAAUAGCAAUAACAAGAUAAAAAGUCAAAUUCUAAGAAAGAAGUUCCUAAAAAAUAAAAUUUAGUUUCUCCCCCUCCAAGAUAAGGUAGAUUAGGUGCUCAGUAAUAAUAGUCAAAUCAAUCUUCAGCCAAAAAAAGCAACUUAAAAAAAGCUAAACAAAAUUCCUCUAACUCUAACAAGCAAAGGUCCAGAUAGUCAUCUGUCUCAAAAAUUUAAAACGAGAAAUAAGAGAUAGAUUAACAAAGUAUUCAUGACUAUGACAAUAUGGUGAAGUUAAUGAGCUAGCAUUAAGAAGGUUAAAUUAAUAUAUCAUAAUCUUAAGGGUAGAAUAUAAAUUUUGAUGAAGUAUUUAAUACUGAAAGUAGCCCUAAAUCAUAGUAGAUUUAAUAAAGAGAGUUUAAAUAAUAAAAGAGUUUAGCAUAAAUUAUAGGUAGUGAAGAGAUUGAUGAACCAAAAUAGUUUCCCUACUAAAAAUCUAAAUCAAUGGCAGUAUUUAAUUCUAAGAAAUCAUCCUAAGCUUCUUCUGUCAAGCAGUAAAACAUUCAUGAAAUUGGAAAUGUGUCUAAAAUUUCAGGCAUAGGAUAAAGUGACACUUCAGGAGUUUACAAAGACAAUAAUAGAAGUGGAGUUGCUAAUUAGGGUGAUUUUACAGGGAUUAUUAAACCUAAUAUAUUCGGCAAAAAGUCUUCAAGUGCUCCUAAAUAAGCUAAAUAAGUCUAAAAUAAGCAAAAAGAUGAUAAAUCAGGAACAAACAAUGAGCAAAGCGAUUCUGACUCAAGCUUUAGUUCAUAUAGCAGUGAUAGAGUUGUUAGAAAAUAGACAGCUCCUCCUACAUCUGGUAGAAAAUAGAUUGCUAUAAUAAAGGAAGAAGAGAGAAUGAGAUCAUACUCUGGUACUCCUGCAAAUAGAUUUGUUGAAAGCUAUACAAAUAGAGAUUAUUUUGGCUCUAGAGAUGAUCAAGUUAGUUCUGGAGGUAAAUCGUAUAAAAAUGAAUAGGAUUUAAGAGAGAGCUUGGAAGAAGAAGAAAAUAAAUAGUUUUUGGAAGCAGAAAGAUUGUCAAAAGAAGAAGUUGAGAGUAAAAUUGAGAGAGCUCAUGAUAAGAAAAAUAACGAUUAAGAUGAAGAAUAUGGGCAUAUAAAAAUUAAAGAUAUAAUAAAUGUUGAUGACUAGUCAAAUUAAAAUAGCCAUGUAGGUGAGCAAUCAAGAAAGGGUGCAGAUUCAACACCACACAAUUAGUUUAUCACUAUUCAAAAUUAAAAAAAUAAGCCUAUUCAAAUUUAAAAAAAUGAAUAAAUUAUUUCUGAUAAGCAAGGAUUUAACCAAAUUGAAAAAGAUAAUGACACUCCAAUAAGCAAAAAAUUAGAGGAUUUAUAACACCUAGCAUAAAAUAGAGACAUUCAAAAAAUGUAUUAAUCAAAAAAGAGCAACUCAAUUUUAGAAUUAGAAAAUAUCCGAAACGAAAUAGCCAACUAUGAGCAAAUAGCAUAAUAAGAUUUACCAUAAAGAAGCAAAAAAUCAAAGUAAGGGAAAAAAGACACAUCUAGAGAAACUUCACAUCCUCGUACUCCAUAAUCUAUAGUUACUCCUAAACAUCUACCAAGCUAAUCCCCAAACUUCUAAUAAAGCCCCAUUCUAACUAGUCUACCUAAUCCUAAAAUAUAAUAUUAAUAAGAAGAGGAGCUAGAUCUUGAAGAAUCAGAACAUGUUUUAGACUCAAUAAAGUAGAUAAAGCAGUAAAUGAUUCAUCAAUUGAAUCAUUUAGAAAACAAGCAAAGAGAAGUUACCACUCCUGCAGCAUCAAACUUUAAAUAUAAUAUAGCCCCUAAUUUUAAUAUUCCGAAUGAUGAAAACCACAUCUUAAAAGAUGAUUCCUUAAACUAAGAUAUAUCCCCUCAAAAUCCUAUCGAAAAUUUUGAAUCUCCUUUCAAAAAAGACAGUCUAGUUUAUGAAAGAGAAAAUAGUCAGGGCAGAGGUAGAAGCACCAAUCAUAGCAGAGUAGAAAACAGCAGAAGUUAUAAAUAUUAUACUGAGGAGGAGGCUAACCAGAUAGCCUAAAAGAUUGAACAAAAUCUGGCAUUCUAAGGAGAUUAAACCAAUAAACAAACAAAAGUAAGUGAAAAUGAGAGAGGAGAAAACUUUAUAAAUGAAGAAAGUGUGCAAGUUGGUGACAUUAAUGAGGAGAUUCAAAUCGAUGAUCAAAGAGCCGGUCGUGAAGAUAGAGUUGUAAGAUCAAAGCUAGAAAGAGAUUCAGAAAUGCAUGAUAUUUAAGAGAAAUAAAUAUAAGAUUCUAUUUUAUAAGCAGAAAAACUCAAUUAAAUGCUUGAUGGCAACACAAAUUAACAAAGAUUAAACUAAAUUCAAUCUUAUCAGAGAUAAUAAAACGAAUAAAUGAGACUUAGCGCAUAAGGAUAGUAAGAAUUUUUAGCAUCUUAGAAAAUAGAUGAGUAAAACUAAAAUCAAAAAACUCAAGCAGCAUAAAUUAAUUAAUAAAAUUAAUAAGGUUAAUCUUAAUAAAACAUAAAAAACCAUUCAGUAGCUGCAUCACCAAAUAGUCAAUCUCCAAUAAAUUAAAUUCAACAAAGAUCAAUCAGCCCCCAAAGUAAUUCCUUGAAUUCAAGUCAAAUUACAGCUGGCUAAGUUAUUUAAGUUGUCAAAGAAAUACUCCCCCCAACUUAACAAACUACUAUUUAUUAGAAAAAGCUAAGUGAUAAUGCAAUUUAAUCUACUGUUGUUACUAAAACAAUACAGCCAAUCGUCACAACCAAAAUUAUUUCACCCGUUCGUUCUCGUCCGUCAAGCUAAUCUAACUCUCCUUUAACUAAAUAAAAUUAAAAUGCCCUAUAAAAUAACAGCCCUGGCAAAUUUAAUAGCCAGAUUAUUUCACAGUAAUUACUACCCUAACAAGUACUAGGAUAAUUACAGUCUAUAAUAGGAGGAGGAAAUUCUAAUCAGUAAGGUUAACAACCUGCAAAUUAAAAUAAAAUUUAUUCUGAUAGGACCCAAAAUAGAAUAGUGUAAGCCGUUAAUUAAUAAUGGAAGCAAAAAAAUCCUGAAUUAUUCUAAAAUAUAACACCAAUGGAGUUUUAUUAGAGUAUUGUUCAAAGAUAAAAUAUACUAAAGGACUUAAGUCCUGAACAACUUGAAUAGCUUGAAUAAGACAUAAAAACUUUGAAGCAGAUGAACGUAGCUGAUGACCUUUAGAUAAUUCUAGAAUAAAACAUCUCUAAUGUUACUUCACCUUUGAAUGCAUCUAAUAACACAGAUAUUAAACAUUACACAUUUUAAGGAGAUGAUAUUACUCCCUCUUUGCAAAGAAGAAAAUAAGAAGAAGAAUUAGCAGCUACUGCUGCAAAAACUGCAUUAGAUGUUACCGCAGCUGCUGAAAAGGCUAGAAAGGAGUAUGAAAUCUAGCAGCAACAUCUGCAAAAUCAAUUAGCUUUAACUCAAAAUCACACACUCUUAACUUAAUAAUAAUAGAAAGAAAUAUAAGAACUUAAAAAGUAGUAAGAAGAAUUUAUUAAGCAACAACUUGAAAUACAAAAAUAAUAGGCUGAGUAUUUAGAAAAGCUUUAAAAGUAGCAAGCAUUAAUCAUUUAAUAAGGAGAAGAAUAGCGUAAACGCCAUGAAGAAGAAAAGACUCGCUAGCUUAAGGAAAUAGAGGCUCUUGAGAAAUAAAAAAACUAAAGAAUCAUAGAAGAAGAAGAGAGAUUGAAGUAACUACGUGAUAUGCAAGAAAUGGUGCGCCAAUAGAUAGAAGAUGAUUUACAACGCAAAAAAUUAGAAGAUGAAGAGCACAGAAAGCGCUAGAAAGCUCUCUUUGAUAAAGAAUAAGAAAUUCUAGAUAGAUUGCAAGAUGAAUAGGUAAAACUGUCUUAGCUUUAAUAAGAAUAGGCCAGGCUUUAGGCUUAAGAGUUAGAAAAUAAAAAAGUAAGAGAUAUGUAAUUAAAAAUGGAAGAAGAGCUAAGAAAGAAGGAGGAAGAAAAAUUGGAAUAAUUAAAGAUAUAGUCUGCUUCGCUAAAUGAAGAGAUAAAGAAUAACCAAAGCAGGAGUGAAGAAGAAAGAGUAAAAAUGCAUUAACUGUAGUUAAAAUAUGCAGAAGAUCAAAGAAAAUAAUAGGAAAUCUUAGAUGAAUUAAAUUCAUAAAAAUUACUUAAAGAAAAUUCACAACGUUAACAAGAUAUUAUUUAAUAAUAAGACAUACUUGAAUAGUAGAAAUAAAUUAAUGAGUAACAAUAUGCUUUGUAGCAGGAAUAGCUUAGAAUUCAACGUGAGCGUGAAGAGUUAGAGAUUUUACAAAAAUAGAGAAACGAAGAAUCUUUCAUUAACGAAUAGUAAAGACUUGCUAUUUUACAAUCAAAGGAAUAGGAACUAGAAUAAUAGAUUCGCUAAUAAAAUUAGUCUUUCUUAGCCUAAUAAGAAGAAUUAUAACGCUAAAAGUAAUAACUAGAGAGUUAAAAGCUCGAUCUCAUUUUAGAAUAAGACCGUUUAAAGAAGAAGUCAGAUCUCGAUGAUGCAAAGUUGAAGGAUGUUGAAAAAAAUCUAUAGGAGUAAUUGAGUAAAAUAGAGAAUGAAAAAGACUAGUAAAUAUAAAGAGAUUAAGAAAUAUAAGCAAGAGUGAGACAAGAAUCUAUAAAUGCACAAUAGGAAGAGCUUCAGCGUUAAAAAUAAUAAAUUGAAUUCUAAAAAUAAGAUCUGAUUAUAGAGUAAGAGCGCCUCCGUUAAAAAUUAAAAGAAGAAGAAGAAAAGAGAUUAGAAGCUGAGCGUAUUUUAUAGGAAACGAUUUUGAAGAAGUAGUUAGAAGAUUCAGCAACUGUUUAAUUAAAAAAUUAAGUUGAUUUAGAAAAAUUAGAAUAAUAGAAGUAAAUUGAAAUUAAACUUCGUGAGCAGUAAGAGUAAAUUAAGAGAGAGAAAGAACAAUUAGAGAGAGAGCGCUAGUAAUAGGAAUAUGAAAAGCAAAAGCAGCAUGAAAAGGAGAAAGAGGUUAUUGAGUUACAGAAUGCCUUGAAGUAAAAGUAACUAUUUUUAGAAUAGUAACAGCGAGAAACACAACUUAAAUUAGAAUAGCAGUUUAAAGAAUAGCAAGAAUAGAUGCUUAGAGAAAAAACCGAAAUAGAAAAAUAAAAAAUAAUUCAGGAACAAUAAAAAUAAAAGCAAAUUGAACUUGAACAAGCAGCAAAAUAAUAAGAAGAACGUUUAAAAUAGUAAAAACUAUUAUUAGAACUAGAACAAGAAUAAAAAAAAAGAGAUGCUGAAUAACAGCUUCGUUUCCAACAAGAGCAAAUACAAAAAGAAAAAGAAGAAGUCUAAAAGUAAAAAGAACUUCUUGCUUAAAUGGAAAGAGAGAAAAUUGCUAUGGAGUUAGCUCGCUAGCAAAAAGAACAAGAAGAGCGUAGAAAGAUAGAAGAAUAAGAAAAAAGAGAUAAUUAUUUUAAAAAAGUAGAUGUAUUCACUAAGGAAAUAGAAUCUAGAAGAGGUUACAUAUCACCUCGUUAAUCUUCUCUUGAUAUUCCUCCUUCAACAUAAGUAAUCUUAAAUAAUCCCAGCACUUUAGAAAAUAAAGAUAGUUCUAAUCUUCUUUUCAAGACAAACCAAAGCGCAAGCAGUUCACCUAUUAAUACAAAUCGCUCAGAUAUCGAAACUAUGAUUAGGGAAUCCCAAGCUCGCUUAAAGCAAUCAAUAGCCUAAUCUGUCUAGUAAGUUGAUAAGAUAGGAUAAAUUGUAAAUCCUUAUUAAGAUAUUUCAAUUAAGAACUCAGAAAGUGCAGAGGCUGUGAAAAGAUCGACACAUUAACCAACCACUACAUAAUAUCCUAUAACAAAUACUAAUUUGUAAUAAGAAUCUCAGCCCUAAAAAGACAUUCUUGAGAGUUACUCUCAGUAAAAAAAUAUCGAUUUAUUUAACCAAAUUGACAAAAUAGUGCGUUCAGCUUCUCAAUCUGCCUCCACUUCACCUAUAGGCACUAACAACAAUAAAAAUAACUUUGGAGAUUCUCUAGAUAGACUUAACAGGUUCACUGGCUCAUAAGUUACUUAGUAAACUCCAUCAACAGAAAUAAAGAAUUAGGCUUAGACUGAUCUAGAUUUAUAAAAUAGAGUAAAUCAAAUAUAGAACUAAUCUAAAUCUAGUGAAUCAGUAAUAUCUGCGUUACCUACUCCAAUAAAUUCUGUAUAACCAAUAUAAACAAAAACUACUCAAGAAUAAAAGAAUAGUAGCUACAUACCAACAUCAGAUGAUUUUAGAGGUAGUUUAUUGUUAAAUAACUUAGAAAAAUCUACUCAAAACCAAAUAAGAAGCGAUCUAUUUAAAAGCAUUGAAGGGGUAAAUUCAAUAGUCUCCCCUAAUUCUAAAAACCAAAAUAAAUCAAGCUUUGGAGAUUUUAGUAGCUAGAACUAAUAGCAAAAUAAGGUUUAAGGUGUAAGUGACUACACAUCCUACCAAUACUAAUCUUAAGUAAGCAGUACUCCAAGCAAUCCUAUUUUCCAAAAAAUAGAACCUUCUGCUUUGACUAAUAAUAACAGUGCUAAUAAAUAGCCUUUGGAGAAAAAUAAUUAAUACUAAUUACCAUCUAGUGUUACAUUUAGUGCUCUUCCUUCUGUUACUUCUUAUAUGCCAUUAACCCAAAGUAUUUAAUAAAAUACUGUAUAGGGUGAAGGAUUACUCAAUCGUUUAGAUAACAAAAACGAUAAUAAAAAACAGAAUGCAAAUUCUUAAUAGAAUCCAGUUAGUGAGCAAAUAGUAGACAGUAUUUUGAGUGAACCUUUUGCUCCUUAGCCAACUGCUAAUUUUGAUACCCGCUCUUCAAUCAGCUCAAUCAAAAGAGAGCCUAUUAGUUACCCUGGAAACACAUAUACUGCAUCAGUUAGCGGAAUUCCAAUUUAACCCUAUUCAUCUUGGACUAAUCCAGUAAGCUUGAACUCGAGUGGAGGAACAGCUGCAUUUUUGGGCUUACCAGUUUCAUAGUAAAACAAAAACUCUCAGCCAUAAACUAAUUAAAAUAGUGCCAACUAAACCUUGUUUGUUUCUUUUGGUAAUGAAAAGAUUUUGGGAAGUAAUCCAUUAAAAUCUUCAGUUCCUGGUACUAAUAAGGAUUAAAUUUUGUCAGGACUACCAACAUACACACCAUCAAUAUUGAUGAGCACUUCUUUUAGUAAAUUACCAAACAAUUCGUUCAACUAAGGAGAAAAAGAUAAACAAUCAUCUGUAAGAUCAUCAGGAGCAGUCUCUAACGAGUAUAAGUAAGCCCUCUAUUAAAAACAAAAUAUCAUUCCAGCAAGCGAUUAACUUACUGCUGGUGCCCUUAAAAGCAAUCCUACUACUUAUGUUUCUAAUUAAAAACCUUCAAUAAAUAUUGGUAAUAUUAACCAAGGUUCUUACACUACUUCUUCUUUAACUGGAGUCGAUGCUUACAUUCCACUUACUACUGGUGCUUCUGCUCUGAUUUCGCCCAGAACUCAAGAAUUAAAUUCCUACAAGAUCACCACUUCAGCCCUAGUCCCAAGUAGCAGAUAAGUUGUAAUUGGUAAUCCCAGUAGUAUUGAAACUUCAGAUUAGAAAUAUAAUAAACGCUUAUCAAUAACGAGUGAUGUCAUCGAAGAAGAUCCAAAGCGCAGCAACAACUAAGAUAGUGCUUCAAAGCUCGGAAACAAUACGCUAAAUUCUUCUGCAGGCUUUAUCGGUUACAAGAAAAAAAUAAAAAUACAGCCAUCUCCAUAGGUGAUAAAGGAAACACAUCUUCCUGUAAUUCGCAGUAAUUCCAAUAAUAAUAGCAAAGAUUCAUCAUUUUUCCUUAAUAACAAUUCUUUUUCAUAAAAUAAUCCAAAAAUACCAAACCCUACUUCUGUAGCUGCAGGUAAUAAUAACUAUAUAUUGAAUAAUUCUUUCAGCAACUUAAAUAACUCAUUUUCUGGUGCACCUAAAGACACAAUUACAGCUGGAACAAAUUUCAAUAAUUUUUUGAAUAGCUCAUUCACUGAUGAGAAAUCUAAAUAACAAAGAAAUACUCUUGACAAACUUAAUAAAUAAGGCUAAUUAAAUUAGGUAAAUGGUUUAAUUAAGAGUGGUGAAUCAUAAUAAUCAUAAUAAAAAAUUUCUUAAUUCAACUCUCCUUAAUCUUAAAAGAUAGCUAGCCAACUUGCCUCUACUUAGAAUCUGAAUCGUUUUGCAUCACCUUAAUCAGAUACUUCGAGAGGAUCUGUUUCUUUAACAAAAAAAACUAAUGUCACUGUGGUGCAUACUCCAGGAACAGAAGGUGCUAUAUCCUUAGUUAGAGCCAUCUAAAAUACUUACACUUAUAACGAACCUACUCAUAACGAUGAUAGUUUCCACAAUAGCAGUUUUAACAAUUUGAACAAAUCACUUCUCGAUUCCCAGGCCUCACAAUAUUUGGUAUACAUUUGA